Molecule: messenger RNA, 1315 nt
Organism: Spodoptera frugiperda (fall armyworm)
Lineage: Eukaryota; Metazoa; Arthropoda; Insecta; Lepidoptera; Noctuidae
Product: tRNA methyltransferase 10 homolog A
Exons: 4
Coding region: 277-1203 (308 amino acids)
Biological process (GO): tRNA N1-guanine methylation
Cellular component (GO): nucleus; nucleoplasm
Molecular function (GO): tRNA binding
Source: RefSeq, a predicted model, not a curated record
GACAGUAUUGACAUUGACAAUUGACAUUGAUUCCAAAAUGAAUACAACCGCAUAACCUCAAAAAUUGUAAAGGAAUAGCUGAAUUAUUUAUUUACUGAAGCAGGAUACAGUAUUUUGUUGUAAAGUGUGAAUAUUUCUGCAGGUAAUGAACUAAUACAUCGCAUAGUGACUAAUAAAUAGAAAGAAAAAGUGAGAACACGUGGAAGAUUGGCUGUUACUUUCUUUACAGCAGUUUUUAUAAAAUAAUUUAGAAAUUUAUCAAAGGAUAGAGUUGAAAUGGAGGACAGUGAAAGAAAUAAUAUACAAGAAGAAGCACGUGACAAUAAUGAGCAGGAGGACAAUCAUUUCCCCCAAUUUACAUUAUUUGACAUAAGGAUAGACUCAGGUCUGAAAGAUGACGAAGGGAAUGAAAUUCCAAGACCUUUUACUAAGAAUCAAAUGCGCAAAUGGUUAAAAAAAGUUAAAUGGGAAAAUCGCAAAGCGGAGAAACGUGCUAAAGAGAAAGCACGAGCCAAAGAAAGGCGGAGAGAGGCACGUGAAGCCAAUAUUGUUCUAGGUCCCAAUAGGAAGGCAUUGAAGAAAAUGAAAUUAGAGAGACCGAAGAAAAAUAUUUCAAUUGUAAUAGAUCUGGGUUUUGAUCAUUUAAUGAUGGAAAAAGAUAGAUUUAAAGUAAUAAAACAAAUUCUGCGCUGUUACUCAAUAAAUAGGAGAUCAGAAACACCAAUUCAGUUCCACAUAACAAGUUUUGGGGAACGGUCUAGAAGUGACAUGUCCAGACAUAAUGGAUAUGAACACUGGGAUAUAGACUUCCAUGAAGUGUCAUACCUUGAAGUGUUCCCAAAGGACAAAAUAGUGUAUUUAACAAGUGAAUCUGACAAUGUAAUUGAAGAAUUUGAGGAGAACACAGCUUACAUUAUUGGAGGCCUUGUAGAUCACAAUAAACAUAAGGGUCUCUGCCAUAAAAUAGCAGUAGAGCAAGGUAUUAGGCAUGGACAGCUACCACUGGAUAAAUACAUCAAUAUGAAAACUAGAAAAGUGCUGACAAUUGAUCAUGUUUUUGAGAUUGUCCUACGAGUAUGCGAAGGAGUGCCGUGGCAAGACGCACUACUGAAAGUUUUGCCUCUAAGAAAAGGUGCACAUAUUUGUGACAGUGUUAGUAAUUCCAGUUUAGACAUUUCAUGUACUAGUGAAGCUUCAAAUUAAUUCUUACUCAAAGUAUAAAUGAUGUUUGUAGCUUUUAUGAAUAAUUUAUGAUUAUGACUUUUAUAUGUUUACCUGUGUAAAGAAUAUUAAAUUUAUAUAUGUAACAUAUCUA